AUGCGUUCUGCACAUGCGUAGAACUAAUUGCGUUUCCGGUACGGGUUGCGUAGUGACAGCUACUUUUAUCUUAAGUAGUUAAUUAUUUUUCUCUUAUUUUACUCAAAGGUACACACUAACUGAUAUAACAAACCUUCUAAAGCAGAUAUUAUCGAGGGGUUUUCGUCCAGGGAUUCAGACAUUCAGCCGAUGUUUGGCAUAUUAGCAUUAGCUUUACAGGUAGCGGUUGUUUUUACCAUAGCCACCAGCUAACCGGAAACUUGUUGUGUUCCUAUGUUCUGAAGUGGAGACCCUCACUCGCCUGUCUUUGCCAAUAGCACCAUGCCCGACAGCUGAAAUAAACUUAGGCUGGUGAUUUGACAUCAAUAAUGCCAUGAGAAGCAGAUAAGUGGCCCUGAUACAUGCUGCGGUUUGAUGAGCGGGGGAAAAUGUCGUGUAAAUCAACCAAAGUGGCACCCAGUGUUGACUUUGACCACAGUUGUUCCGACAGCGUGGAAUAUCUGACGCUGAAUUUUGGUCCUUUUGAGACCGUUCACCGUUGGAGAAGACUCCCUCCAUGUGACGAGUUUGUUGGAGCAAGGCGCAGCAAACACACUGUCGUGGCAUAUAGAGAUGCUAUAUACGUGUUUGGGGGAGACAAUGGGAAGAACAUGUUGAAUGACUUGCUCCGCUUUGAUGUGAAGGACUGCUCAUGGUGUCGGGCCUUCACCACAGGAACGCCACCUGCUCCUCGCUACCACCAUUCAGCUGUUGUUUACGGCAGCAGCAUGUUUGUUUUUGGGGGCUACACUGGAGAUAUAUACUCAAACUCCAACCUUAAAAACAAGAAUGAUCUUUUUGAGUACAAGUUUGCAACGGGGCAGUGGACUGAAUGGAAAGUGGAGGGGAGCUUGCCAGUGGCUCGCUCUGCACACGGGGCCACAGUGUACAGUGAUAAGCUGUGGAUAUUUGCAGGUUAUGACGGGAAUGCUAGGCUGAAUGACAUGUGGACCAUCAGUCUGCAGGACAGAGAGCAUGCGUGUUGGGAAGAGAUUGAUCAGAGUGGUGAGAUACCUCCAUCUUGCUGCAACUUCCCAGUUGCUGUAUGCAGGGAUAAGAUGUUUGUCUUUUCCGGCCAGAGUGGGGCCAAAAUCACAAACAACCUCUUCCAAUUUGAAUUCAACGGCCACAUGUGGACCCGCAUCCCCACUGAGCAUUUACUGCGAGGCUCUCCACCACCUCCCCAGCGGCGUUACGGCCACACAAUGGUUGCCUUCGACCGGCAUCUGUAUGUAUUUGGAGGUGCUGCUGAUAAUACCCUACCCAACGAGCUGCAUUGCUACGAUGUGGACUCUCAGACCUGGGAGGUGAUCCAUCCCAGCCUCGACAGUGAGAUGCCCAGUGGGAGGCUUUUCCAUGCAGCUGCUGUGAUUCAAGAUGCCAUGUACAUCUUUGGGGGGACUGUGGACAACAAUGUUCGUAGCGGAGAGAUGUACAGAUUCCAGUUUUCAUGCUAUCCAAAGUGUACUCUCCAUGAAGAUUAUGGCAAACUAUGGGAGAACCGUCAGUUCUGUGAUGUGGAGUUUAUCCUGGGAGAGCGAGAGGAGAGAGUUUUGGGACAUAUUGCCAUUGUGACUGCAAGAUGCCAGUGGCUGCGCAAGAAAAUCCUGCAGGCUCGGGAAAGACAGAGACAGAGGACUAAACAGGAGAGCGGUGAGGAGAGUGAUGAAGGGGCCACAGGAGGAGGAAGCCAUGUCCCAGGAAGCCACAGGCCAUCAGGCAGGCAGCCACUACUGGAGGUGUCCAUCAGGGAAGCAGAAGCCCAGCCUUUUGAAGUCUUAAUGCAGUUCCUCUACACAGACAAGAUCCAGUACCCACGCAGAGGCCAUGUUCAGGAUGUUCUGCUAAUCAUGGAUGUUUACAAACUGGCGCUUAGUUUUAAGCUCUCCCGCUUGGAGCAGCUGUGUGUGCAGUACAUUGAGGCUUCUGUUGACCUGCAAAACGUUCUCAGUGUUUGUGAAAAUGCCAAUAAGCUCCAACUUGACCAGUUGAAGGAACAUUGUCUUAACUUUGUAGUGAAGGAGUCACACUUCAACCAGGUGAUCAUGACAAGGGAGUUUGAACAUCUGUCCACGCCGCUAAUUGUGGAGAUUGUUCGACGAAAGCAACAGCCUCCUCCCAGGCUGUACUCGGACCAACCCGUGGACAUUGGCACCUCCCUGGUGCAGGACAUGAAGGCGUACCUCGAGGGAGGUGGCUUGGAGUUCUGUGACAUAAUUCUCCUGUUAGAUGGACAUCCUCGACCCGCUCAUAAAGCCAUACUGGCCGCUCGUUCAAGUUACUUUGAAGCAAUGUUCCGCUCCUUCAUGCCAGAGGAUGGCCAGGUUAAUAUCUCCAUCGGUGAGAUGGUUCCAAGUAAGCAGGCAUUCGAAUCCAUGCUGCGCUACAUCUACUACGGAGACGUCAACAUGCCUCCAGAGGAUUCUCUUUAUCUGUUUGCUGCACCAUAUUAUUAUGGCUUUUCAAAUAACAGGCUACAGGCUUACUGCAAGCAGAACCUGGAGAUGAAUGUCACUGUGGAGAAUGUCUUACAGAUCCUGGAGGCAGCGGAUAAGACGCAGGCCCUGGACAUGAAGAAGCACUGCCUCCACAUUAUUGUCCACCAGUUUAUCAAGGUAUCCAAGCUCCCAAACCUGCGAUCCCUCAGCCAGUUGCUGCUGUUGGACAUCAUAGAGUCUCUAGCUACACACAUAUCAGACAAGCAGUGUGCCGAGAUGGGCUCCGACAUUUAGGAUGAUGGCAAGAGCUGCACUUUUUUUCAUUUCUCCCUCUUCUCCCAUAAACUGUUUACAAUAUCUCCACAUCAUUCCUCCCUUUACACCUUGCAUGUUUCAGUCUCACUAAUGCCUCAUUCAUAUCAUAACAAGGUGUCCUGAUCGUCAUUCUUCAUAUCAGUGUUGUUUAAUUUGUGUGCACAGACACACAUUAAAACCUGUUUGUUUUGCUCCCUUUUGCUGCUGGUCCCCCCCCCCCAAUGCAGUUUUUCUUACAUGUCGCUUUCCUGCUUUCACUAUCAAACUACAUAACUAGCAUUACUCGCUGCUGGACCAACAUCAUUACAGGAAACGUAGAAGUAUAUGAUGCUUGUCUUAUAUUUAUUCCCGCUCUUAAUAUUCCUGCUAUCCAAAUGUGCGAUGUUGACCACCAUUAACAGGCUUUGUCAGUGUUUAUUUGACAAUACCGCAAUGUAUAUUUAAUGACAUCUGUUAAAAAAUAUUUAGUCAUACGGGUUCCAGUGUAUUUAAAUCCC
Molecule: messenger RNA, 3289 nt
Organism: Dunckerocampus dactyliophorus (ringed pipefish)
Lineage: Eukaryota; Metazoa; Chordata; Actinopteri; Syngnathiformes; Syngnathidae
Gene: lztr1
Product: leucine zipper like post translational regulator 1
Exons: 19
Coding region: 402-2771 (789 amino acids)
Cellular component (GO): Golgi apparatus
Molecular function (GO): protein binding
Source: RefSeq, a predicted model, not a curated record